Messenger RNA from Syzygium oleosum, 441 nucleotides. Its product is annotated as SKP1-like protein 12. The record is from RefSeq and is a predicted model, not a curated record. Lineage: Eukaryota; Viridiplantae; Streptophyta; Magnoliopsida; Myrtales; Myrtaceae. The coding region runs from base 1 to 441 and encodes 146 amino acids. The transcript has a single exon.
AUGACGACGACGACGGAGGGAAGCGCUAGGGUUUAUCGGCUCCAGUCCUACCAAGGCCAAGUCUUCCUGGUCGACAAGGACGUGGCCUUGCAAAUACCAUUGGUGAGGCGGCGACAGGCGGAGGCGGAGGCCGGCGGGGUCAUCCUGAUGGAGGCAUCCGACACGAAAUCGCUGGGGAAGGUUCUCGAGUGGUGCGAGAUGCACACGCCGGAGAAGAAAGCCACCGUCCCCCCGGACGAGCUGCGGAAGUGGGAAGACGGGUACAUCGACCCUUGCCGCUGCCCCAUCAGGCUUCUCAUCGCCGCGGCCUUCAUGGAGUUCGAAGAAUUGGAGCAUUGGCUGUCCAACAGGAUCGCGGCUAAGGCAAUAGCCCUUGCAGGGAAGGACCCGGAUGAAAUGUUGAGACAGAUUCGCGCCAGAAUUAGUAGCUUAGGUUGUUAA